Molecule: messenger RNA, 2172 nt
Organism: Acipenser ruthenus (sterlet)
Lineage: Eukaryota; Metazoa; Chordata; Actinopteri; Acipenseriformes; Acipenseridae
Product: mitochondrial intermembrane space import and assembly protein 40-A-like
Exons: 3
Coding region: 309-707 (132 amino acids)
Biological process (GO): protein import into mitochondrial intermembrane space
Cellular component (GO): mitochondrial intermembrane space
Molecular function (GO): protein-disulfide reductase activity
Source: RefSeq, a predicted model, not a curated record
CCCGCCAUCUUAGUGGUGUCUCAAGUAUAUAGGCAUGUGUACAGUUUGGAUUACAAACACAGAGUGCUACUCUCCAGUGUAAAAUACUUAGAUGAACGUUACUAAUUGACCUCGGCUCAGCUCGAGUAAUUGAAAUAAUUAACACGCUGGAUGUAGAAACGCUGCGUGCGUGAGGGUGAAGCGCGGUGACGUCGCUGGGGGUAGAGGUCGCGGCGUGUCUCUGUUGCCUGCUCGAGUGGCUGCCGGCGGUUUGUGCGGCUGUGAUUCUACCCCAAGAUACAGCUCGGGAGAGGGCAAAAACAACAGCCAUGUCUUACUGUAAACAGCAGGGGAAAGACAAGAUUAUUUUUGUGACCAAAGAGGACCACGAAACACCGAGCAGCGCGGAGCUGAUAGCGGAGGAUCCGAACGAUCCCUACGAGGACCAAGGACUCAUCCUGCCCAAUGGAGAAGUGAACUGGAACUGCCCGUGCCUGGGUGGGAUGGCGAGCGGGCCGUGUGGGGAGCAGUUCAAGUCUGCUUUCUCCUGCUUCCACUACAGCGAGGAGGAGGUGAAGGGCUCCGAGUGUAUCGAGCAGUUCCGCACCAUGCAGGAGUGCAUGCAGAGAUAUCCCGAGCUGUACCCCCAGGAGGAGGAGGAGGAGGACAAGCAGAGCAACAGCAACACAGCCGAGGGGGAGGAGCAGCCCAGCCCCGCCUCCAGCUAGUGGACCCGCCCCCGGGCAGCGGCUGGAGACAAUGCCAUGGAGAGGGGGAUCCAGGUGGCAGUGCCUGCUGGAGGUCUGGGUUUGACAAGUUCAAGGGUCUAGGGUGUAUUUAAAUAUGUGCAGGGGAUGGGAAUGAGCCUCCUGUUGCAUAGCAGUUUCACCCAUUCCAGGUUUUAAUACAUGCUUGAUUAGCCCCAGUGUGUCCUAUUAAAUUCAUGGUCAAACCAGUGCUGGAUCAAACUGCUGUGCAUUGGGAGUCUUCUUUCCAUCCCUGCAUCAUCUUCUGUUCUGAUUAGUAACGGCUGCUGUUUUAAACACCGUGUUAAUACAGCAGACUGUUUGCUUGUGUGUUUGUGUGUUUGUGUGUGUGUGCUGCUGAAACACAGUCCUGGCCUGUUUGGGGGUUUGGGUUCUGCUGGUCGAGACGAUGCACUCAGACUUGACCUUCAAGAGUCGAAAUUCCUUCUAAAAGCGACGCCUCCGUUAAUUCCACUCUGCCACCGACAUGCUCUUGGUUACAAACCCUCUUAGAAUCAAGGUAAACAACAGCACCUUAAAGGGAAGGUCAAGUUUCGUUUUUUACGACAGACGUCCCCGCCUGACCCGACACAGUCAGUGUAGUUUGAAAGCAGGUUUGAUCCUUCCGGAGUUAAAAGGCUUUCCUAAUGCAAGAGCCUUGCUGUGUAGGGACUGCGGUCCGCAUGCAUGUUAAGUGCCUCGCUCAGGGUAGCCUCUUUCCAGUCCUAGUUUUAGGGCUCUAUAAAUCUCGUCUUUAUUUCAUUUUUUAAAUUUUUUUGUGUAAUCGAUACCGUGGGGCAGGUUUACUAGGAAAGAAAGUUGGAGAAGAGGCUUUUAAUCAUUUCUAGAUCUAAAACAUUUACAGCUGCCUGGCGUUGAAGCAGAAGUUCAGUAAAUCCAGCCCUCCCCAGCCGCCCAUGUGCUCCUCAGUGAAGAGCUCUGGAAUGAGGCUCUUCUCUGUCGUUCACCCAGGGAAGCGUGUUUCAGCCCUGUGCUGCAGUCCUGUGCGUUUUGUGUGUGUCUUUUUUUUUUUUUUUUUGGUGUGAAAACGUUGCUUCCUUAUGCAAAGCAGCAUUGCCCUGGACCCCCUCCCCUGCGACUCUGUCCUGUUAACCCUGGUCCAGCAUGGCUGUCUGGAAAGCGGCGUCCUUGCAGACGCACUGCAGGAGAAGCUCUCUCUAUCUGAAUGAGCAGGCGGAGCAGAGACAGAGGGAGCAGGCUCUUUGGUUCCUUUGUCAUCGUGUUGUUGGUGCCCCUCUGCAGUGCCUCUGCCUGCUCUCCUCCACGGACCGUUCUGUGCCGUCGUGCGAUUGUCUUUCACAAACUCUUCCCCCAGCCUGCAGCUUCCCCUCGGAGCAGUGCAGAGCAGAGCACCAGUGUAGACUAACCGAGCUGAUCCAGUGAUUCUGAACGUUGUGGAGAUUAAAAGUCUUUUUACCUCGCUGAA